This is a messenger RNA of Laccaria bicolor S238N-H82, 1479 nucleotides long. RefSeq lists its product as uncharacterized. Lineage: Eukaryota; Fungi; Basidiomycota; Agaricomycetes; Agaricales; Hydnangiaceae. The transcript is spliced from 3 exons. The coding region runs from base 76 to 1479 and encodes 467 amino acids. The record is from RefSeq and is a predicted model, not a curated record.
CAUUUUCUCGUCUUGUUUCCCUUCCACUCUUUGACUGAACCCCACAUUCCUUUACAUCCUACAAGCUACUACGUAAUGUCUCUAGCCGGUCGACCCCCGUACGCAACCGACGAACCCGACUCUUUCUACGAGUCCGCGCCUACACCAAGACGUAACCCUCUUCCAAAACCUGAAGACCCCAACAAGAGAACGUCAGCAUACAACAUGUACGACAGCUACCUCUCCGAAGCCGACAAAUCCCUCUCUCCCCCCUCCGAGUCUCAACCCAACAGAAACUCGGGCGUCAGCAACCUAGGCAUGGGUCUGCUGAACAUGGCAGACGACUCUGACUCUGAUGACGACUCCGAGGACGAAGCUGAGCAGAGACGAAAGAGGGUAGCUGCUGCUUCCGCUGGAAGCUCCCCGUCCAAGCACGCAGCCUUGGCAGCCGCCACGCAGUCCCCCUCUCCUACGCGUCGUCAGCCGUCUCCUACGCAGCAGCACACCGCAUCUCAGCCGCGGCAGCAGCAGCAACAACAACAGCGGCCCCCUCAGCAGCAACAACGGCCUCCUCAGCAGCAGCAGCCCCCCCAACAGGAACAACAACGGCCUCCUCAGCAGCAACAACAACAACCCCGUCCUCCUCAAUCACCUCCUGGGCAACCCCGCCCCCUCCAACCAAUCGCAGCCCCGCGACCAGGCUACGCAGCCCCAAUAGCCGCCCUCAACCUCGCCCAACCACCCCCCUCCCUCCCUCCCACAGGCCUAGGCCGCCUCCCUCCAUCUGCAAACCCCUUCGACCCCCCCGCACCACCCUUCCCCUCCUCCCCCUCCCCAUCCACUCCACACCCCCUCCAACCACCAAUGACACCUAUCAAACCCAUCUUCGCUCUCCCCUCCUCUUCCCCUUCUUCCCCUUCUUCAAGCGGUGGGGGCGGAGGUCCAGCGGUAACUUUCACAACACAACCAACCCCGCGCAAACCCAUCAUCCGCUCAAACUCCGAAGACCCACUCCUUCCUGGCCGAGGCGAAAAAGGGGACGAUUUCUGGCGUCGGUUCUCCAUGAUCGCAAAGGAAGAACUCGCAAAACCACGAGGCGCAAAGGAUUCUUCGUGGUUGAAGAAAACCCAAAAUGGGCAUGGGAGGAUGAAUAGAUGGGUUGGUAUCGUUUCUGUGUUGUUGAUUAUAUGUAUAGUGGCUGCUGUGGGGUUGGGUGUUUAUUUUAAUCGGAAUGCUCCUGGACAUCAGCAGCCGAAGGUGUUUGGAGGGAGUGCGGAUGAGGUUGGGAGUUCUGUGCCUGGUACUCCGAGUGCCAGUGCCAGUGCCUUUCACCUCCCCUUCUUCCCCUUCUCAACCACCUCCCCUCCCCUCCCCGUCCUUUCCCUUCCCUUCCCUUCCCCUCCUUUCCCUUACCAACCAACCAACCACAUCAAACACGCACGUACCAGCAUCAUCAUCAUCAUCAAAGAGGAUCUUCAAGCAUAUGAUACGCCAAACUAA